Messenger RNA from Physcomitrium patens, 1717 nucleotides. RefSeq names its product vacuolar protein sorting-associated protein 36. The record is from RefSeq and is a predicted model, not a curated record. Gene Ontology annotation, cellular component: late endosome membrane; ESCRT II complex. Gene Ontology annotation, molecular function: ubiquitin binding; phosphatidylinositol-3-phosphate binding. Gene Ontology annotation, biological process: protein transport to vacuole involved in ubiquitin-dependent protein catabolic process via the multivesicular body sorting pathway. NCBI's taxonomy places the organism in Eukaryota, Viridiplantae, Streptophyta, Bryopsida, Funariales, Funariaceae.
CCUUUACAACCAUCUUUUCCCAACCUUAUUUGAAGUCGCAUUUAAAGAAGUGUGUAUAUUUGUAGCUUGAAAUUAGCGGGGGUUUGUACAGUGGCUGAAAUGAUUCAGCCUGCUGUGAAUUUAUUUGAUUAAGGCGCAUGUAGUGGAGUCAAGGGAGGGUUUGGAGUUUUAUUGUGGAGAAACUCAGUGUACGAGGCGUUCCUGUUAUCAGUCUGGACGUGGACUUUCUGUUUUGUGUGCGCAUAUUACAUGGAGGCCUGUGCAAGAGUGUUGCAAUUAGUGCAGCUGACAGCCAGUGGAAGGCCGCGGCUGGAGUCUGGGGAGGUGGAAUGCCAGCUCCUUGAUGGAAUCGACUUGGAAGAGGAUUCAGGAAAGUGGGCUUUGAAGUCAGGAAUUCUAAGCUUGACCACGCAUCGAUUGCUGUGGCUUGACGAGAGAUUGAUGAAAGCAUCGGCAGUGCCUUUGGGAUCUAUUGGGCAAGUGUAUGCUUCAAAAAAGAGUCUGAAGAGUAUGUUCUCAACGCCUCGAUUGAAGUUUCAAGUCUGGACUCAAAAGGAUGGACGAGUGUCAUCGCAGGGACAAGAUGGGGCCGCGGGUUCUAUUGUACUCUCGAUCCUGUUUAAGGGAAGGACAGGGCCGGAUUCAUUUGUUCAGCGAUUCGGAGAAGUUGUGAAAGCUCAGGCCUGGAAGGUGAAUAUGGCUCCUCAAAUCCGGUCCUCAUUGGACGAGUCUGUUCCAGCUGGGGAGGCAGGCCCCAGCUCUGGUACAGCAAAUAUUCCUAGGAGACCACCUCCUACGAAAAUUAAUCCAGCAAUGGCAGGAGUAUCGGGCAUUCUCCGAAAGGAACAAGAGCAACAAGAAGAAGUUGACAAGAACAUGAAAGAGGCCUUCCAAGACUUAAAUGGUCUUAUGAGUAAAGCAAAGGAGAUGGUACAAUUGGCUGAGAAAAUGAGGGCGAGGCUUCUGCAAGGUCAAUCGGCAGGAACAGAUGAGGAGGGUAUGGGUACUAAGCAAGAGAUGCAAGACUGGAUGCUUAGUGUAGGAAUUGCUUCUCCGGUGACCAAAGAAUCGGCAGGGGCACUUUAUCAUCAGCAGUUGUCUCGCCAGCUAGCUGAUUUUGUGAAGGAUCCUGUGCAACGAGCAGGAGGCAUGCUUGCCUUGAUAGAUGCCUAUUGUUUAUUUAAUCGAGCUCGUGGUACAGAGCUUAUAUCUCCGGAGGAUCUGCUAACAGCUUGUACAGUGUGGGCUACUAUAGACGUACCUUUCAGGUUACGCAAGUUUGACAGUGGAGUGAUGGUCAUUCAGUCUGUGAGUCAGAGUGACGAGGAGGUUUUCAUGAGACUGACUGCAUUAGUAAAAAGUGGAGAAGCCGCAAAAAUGGGCAUAGGUGCAACUGAAGCAGCUCGCGCUUUGGGAAUGGCUCCUGCUCUUGCGAAAGAACAACUUCUAGCAGCUGAGAGUCGAGGGAUUCUUUGUCGAGAUGAUGGUGCUGAUGGCUUGCGUUUCUUCCACAAUUUCUUCAUGGAUAUAUCCAUUACAACCCUGCAAGAAGGCAGCUGAGUGAAAUCAGCUCUUCUCAUGACAUCGAUUCAAGAUUCUUAUGUUUUUUCUCCUGUGCCGUUGUGUGCAUCUGCAAUGCACGGAACGGAAGGUAUGCAACGAGAUCGGUUGCUGAGUUUUCCACAAAGUGACAUAAUAUAUGAUGGUAUUUGUAUUA